CAGGCGCAUAUCCUUCCUCUUUAAGAAUCAGGGUGCGCUUGGGCAGCUAGGCUGCUUAUGGCCACUAUUUCGAGAGUGACACCUCUGCGUCACAGAAAUCAUCGAUGUGUCUGCCCGGGGACGCGCGGGAAGUCGGAGGAGUUGCAGACCGUCGGCGGGAGACAACCACAAACCCGAGGCGGAGAACAAACGCAAAGGCAGCGCAGCGCCUCCGCUCCGCACCCAGCGCGCGGCAGGCGGCCAGCGCGCCCCAGGCGGCCCCUCCUCCCGCGCGCGCGCACAUCUCGCGCUUCCCCAAAGCUCCCCGGUCGCCACACGGCUUCUGCGCAGGCGGCAGGCGGGGAGGCCGGAAGCGGAAGUGGUUGGGGGGGGGAGUUGCGUGGGCACCUCGCUGACUAGUUGCCAUGCGCGACUUGAAAGAGCCUGGAUGUCGGCCCACAGCGACCCCGUGCGGGUGUGUGAAGCCCGCCCUGGAGACAGGAAAUCUUUUAACUGAACCAAUUGGCUACUUGGAAUCCUGUUUCUUGACCAAGAAUGGCACUCCAAGGCAACCAUCCAUUUGUAGCCAUUCACGGGCUUGUUUGAGAAUUAGAAAGAGCAUCUUUAAUAAUCCUGAACAUUCCUUGAUGGGCUUAGAACAGUUUUCUCACAUUUGGGUUUUGUUUGUUUUCCACAAAAAUGGUCAUUUGAGUUGCAAGGCAAAAGUGCAGCCCCCCAGGCUGAAUGGCGCGAAGGUUGGAGUUUUUGCUACAAGGAGCCCUCAUCGUCCCAGUGCGAUAGGAUUGACCCUAGCCAAGCUGGAAAAGGUGGAAGGUGGAGCUGUGUACCUUUCUGGAAUUGACAUGAUUCAUGGCACUCCCAUUCUAGACAUAAAGCCCUACAUAGCUGAUUACGACUCGCCACAAAAUUUGACUGACCCUCUAGGAGACUUUAGUUCACAGAACAACGAGCGCAGUCCAAAAGCCGACUCUCAGCCUGAUGGCAAGACUGAGAGCUGUGACCUGCCACAGCUCUCCAGGGGGAAUGAGCCACAGCCACACGCUAACACCGAGGAGAAGAAGCUGAACUGCCUUGAAGACAGACCUUCAGGGGAAAACAACAAGAAGCACGACAACACAGCGAAAGUCCGGCGAAACUCACCAAAGUGCAGGGAAAUGGCAGCCGACUUGAGUUCAGAACCAAGAAAUGAUCAAAGCUCAAGUGCAGCAGAAGAGAAAAUCAACCCAGACCACCUGGGGAAGGGCAUUUCAGAGAAAGGUACAGCUAGAAGGCUAAGGAGUGGGAAAGAAGCUAACAGCCCACCAGAAAACAGUGUGGAGAUGCAGCUGGAGGGGCCUCACUGCCUUCCUAGCAUGGCUGACGCAGCCCAGUGCAGUGUGGUUCCCAGGUGGGUGACAGAAGCUCCUGUGGCCUCCUUACAAGUCCGAUUCACUCCUCACGCAGAGAUGGACCUUGGGCAGCUCAGUCCUCAAGGCAAACCAGAUGCCAGUCAGGCCUCAUUUAGAUAUUUUCAAUCAGCCAAGGAAGCCAGGCGUGCCAUUGAGGCUGUGCUGUCCGCCGACCCUCGGUCUGUGUAUCGCCGGAAACUCUGCCAGGACCGCCUUUACUACUUCAGUGUAGACAUGGCACAUGUCACUUGCUGGUUUGGUGACGACUUUGCAGAGGUUCUAAGGAUCAAGCCAGCACCCGAGCCUGUUCAGAUGACUGACCCCACAGAGUCCUUGGUGUCUCUGGGAUCAUAAGGAACAUCGAUCAUCUCUUUAAGAACCUGGUUGACUUGGGUUGUGCCUAUCACAUGUCCUGGGUGGGUGCAUUAUGUGCAACUUGGCGAGCCCACUGCUCUGAUUAAUCUGGGUUGUUCAAAAUGUCUAUUUGGAAAAACAAAGAUUUUAGUAAACUUCACUGGGAGAGACUAAAUUGAGACAUUGCCAAAUGCUUUUGACCUGUUUAUGCUGAGGGAGCCAAAGGUGCUGCUGUCUCAGUAAUUCCUGAAAGAAACUGAUUCUUCUUGGGUCUUGAUAAAAUCGGGCAGAUAUCCUUUCUAGGGAGGACUUUCAAGUUAAGGGGGCACGUCUAACAGUUCUUAUUGCUUUUCCUGUUUGGGAAUACAUGACGUCUGCAUUUUAUUCUAAAUCAAACUGAGUCACUAAAUUUUAGGAAACUAACAAAAUCAAAAACAAGUGGCCAUCAAGAUCUAUAGAGAUUAAACCUCUGUCUCAGAGACUUUGACACACACACACACACACGUAUAGAUGUACACAUAGUUAAUGCUGAUUCCAAAAUGAACUCUGAGAUUUCUUUGGAUACUUUCAUGUCAGAAUUAAAAAAAAAUAAAAAGUCGCCCUUCAAGAGAGACAGGAGAUAGCACACUCAGUAGAGUGCAUGCCUUCCUGUGAGUUUGAGCCCCAAAACCACAUGGUAGCAACAUGGUUGGCACCAAGGGAAUUCCACGAAUGCAGUCUCUUCUCUAUCUCUUUGUCUCUUUUGUCUUGCAAAGAAUAGAAAAUUGGGUCAGGGAGGCUGUGAAGUAUUAUUAAGCAAGCAUGAGGCUUUAAAUUCAUUCCCUGGCUAGGGAGAAAGGAAGGAAGGAGAGAGGGAAGGUAGGUGACCGUCAAGCACAAGAAAGUGCCAGUUAUGGCUUUAUUUCUUUAUUUUUUUACACGGGUUUAUUUCUUACUAUUAUUAUUAUUAUUUUAAUAUUUAUUUCCUUUUGUUGCCCUUGUUUUAUUGUUGUUUUAUUGUUGUUGUUAUUGAUGUCGUCGUUGUUGGAUAGGACAGAGAGAAAUGGAGAGAGGAGGGGAAGACAGAGAGGGGGAGAGAAAGACAGACACCUGCAGACCUGCUUCACCACCUGUGAAGCGGCUUCCCUGCACGUGGAGAGCCAGGGGCUUGAACCGGGAUCCUUACGAUGGUCCUUGUGCUUUGCGCCACCUGCACUUAACCCGCUGCGCAACCACCCGGCUCCCUCUUCCUCUGAUUAUUUACUGAGCACGCACUGCAGUAGAUUUGGUUUUGGUGAUGAAAUGUAUGAGACGCAGUUCCUUUUCUUUCUCCCUUUUUUCCUCCCUCCCUCCCCUCUUCUUUCUUUCUUUUAGAUUUGUUAGUUGGAAAGAGAACCAGAGCAUCACAUCUGGUACACGUGACGGACGCCAGUGAUUGAAUCUAGAACCUCAAGCUCUUAGGUCCAGCACUAGCAACAGCACCGCCUCCUAGGUCUCCAAGAUGCAGCUCUUGUUGCAGGUCAUAGCGGAGGAAGUAAGACAUGCGUAAACCAUUGUAUUGCUCAGAGUUAAAUAUAGCCAUUAAGUCCGCACAUGGCUCCUGUGGAGAAUCAUGUAGGAGGCAGCUGUAAGAAAGUAUUGCCUAUAGGUGAUUGUAAUGAUGAGAUUCCAGAUAACUGAAGAUUUAUGACACCUGUCAACAAGACACGGGCUUUCCUAAUUGCAGGUGUAAAUCUUAAGGGCUGAUUGAUCAUGGUUUUUUAAUGAGCCCUGCUGCUUGUAGGUACUUGCAUAGCUAUUUGUGACUGAUGACACUACACCCUUGAAACAAGCAGGGUUGUCUUGAGGGCAACUGAGAACCUCUUGGGUUCCUUCCCUUGCUAAAAGCUUUUUGUGAGCUAAUUGUUGAAUCACAGGGGGUUAUAGAAAUUGUGUGGAGACCCCGUCUUUUACCUAGCUUUAGUGGUAAUGUCUUACAUAAGUAGAGUAUAGUAUUACAACUAGGGAGUUGGUAUGGGUACAGUCUGCCCUUGCCUUUAGUUUUGAUGUGCUUUUUUUUAAUUUUUGCCUCCAGGGUUAUCACUGGGGCUUGGUGCCUGUACCACAUAUCCAUUGCUCUUGGAGGCCAUUUUUUUCCCAUUUUGUUGCCCUUGUUUAUCAUUGUUAUUAUUAUUUUUUAAUUGUUCAAAGACAUCUAUAAUCAGAGAAUUGCAAGUAAAGACAACAGCUUCAUACUAUACAUAAGAAAUGACAGAAGGGAGUCGGGCGGUAGCACAACGGGUUAAGUGCAUGUAGCACAAAGCGCAGGGACCGGCGUAAGGAUCCAGGUUCAAGCCCCCCGGCUCCCCACCUGCAGGGAAGUCGCUUCACAGGUAGUGAAGCAGGUCAGCAGGUGUCUAUCUUUCUCUCCCCUCCUCUGUCUUCCCCUCCUCUCUCCAUUUCUUUCUGUCCUAUCCAACAAUGACGACAUCAAUAAUAACUACAACAAUAAAACAACAAGGACAACAAAAGGGAAUAAAUAAAUAAAUAAAUAAAUAUAACAAAAAAAAUUAACCUUUGCUUUUUGGUGCCUGUAGGGGGAGCCCUUGAUAGCCAAUUCUUCUCACUCAUUUGAUUCAAAACCUGUUCAAGUUGUCCAAGUGAUUUCGGUUUUUGACCCACCUGCUCCAACUCUCCUUUCUGCGAGAACCCCUUUGACAAGAAUGCCCGUGUGUGUCAGUGAUAUGUGAAUGAGGUUACGUAGAGGAGUGCAGCUUACUACUUUUUAAAAUUGUAGCUUGGUUUAAGGGAUGAGAUGGAUUACUCGAGCAUAUGGAGUCUGUGUGCAACCAUGUAGACGGACACAUUAGCCAAACCCGGGCAUGUGUGUACACGAUGCGUUCACAUUGUUUAUGCUUGUGGCCUUUUCCUCGGAGAGAAGGAAAUGGAGGUGAGAGCAUUGAUCAACCUCUUGUUGAUAGUUCCCCCUUCCCACCCCUUUUUUUCCUCCGUGUAGAAGGUGAAAAACGGGGAGACACCAGCACCACCCCACUGUCAGUGGCAUUCCCCCUUUGUGUGGUGCUUCUGUGUGGUGGCUGGGGACUCAAACCCCAGGCCCUCACACAUGGUGAAGUGUGUGCUCUACCAGUUGAGCUAUUUCCCAGCUCUUGGUACUUUCCCUCCCUGCCUCCCUCCCUCACUUUCCUCAGUUUCUCCUCCUCUUUCUAAAAAUUUACCAGAGCACUGCUCAGCUCUGAGUUGUGAUAGUAUGGAGGACUGAAUUUGGAACUUCAGAGCCUCAGGAGUAAAAGUCUUUUUAUUUUGUUUUACCAGAGCACCGUUCAACUCUGGUAUUACUGAGGAUUGAACCUGAGACUUUCUGUGCCUCAGGUAUGAAAGCCAUUUUGCAUAACCAUUAUGCUAUCUCCCUAGCCCCCCUCCCCCAAAUAAAAUUUUUUUCAUAGCCCUUAUACUGUCUCCCCCACCCUCCUGGUAGUUUUGUUUUUCUGGCACAGUUCUGAAGGAAGUAAAUGAGGAGUCCAUAGUAAAGAGUCCUGCCUUGGUCACUGAACUUUUAUUGUGUCUUUAGCACUCAGCUAUGUGCUUUCCAUAUAGUGAUCAGAGGUUAAAUUAUGUGCUCAAUUUUUUUUUAUCAGCUUUGGUGUAUGAGGGUGGGCGGAUUGAACCUCAGGCAUGAGAGUCUCCGCAUAACCACUGUGCUAUCUACCUCUCCCCUCCCCCAACCCUGUGCUCAAAUUCACACAGCUGGUCAGUCACACACUGAGGACUUCAACUCCCCAGUUGGAUCCCACCACCUGCCCCAGUGUGACUGUAGGUGCCAGAACCCCAUGCUGGCUCCUUAGAGGAUCAGCCUCUCCAUUUGCUGACACACAGGCCACUUAGCAUAGUGACAUUCAGGGAAUUCAGUUGUUCAGUGAGCAACAGGGCGAGCUAAGGGCAGAAGCAGAAAUACCCACUGCCGCCUCCUCUGCUGGGAUCAGGGGGAGAUAGGAGAGGACAGAGUUUGGCCUCAGACUCCUCUAGUGCUGCUGUUUAUGUGCACUGAGCUGCCGUGUGACCUUAAGAUCAUUCUCACACCUACCUCCACCCCACAAAACAAAAACAGCUUCAAAGAAAUAUAUAAUCAGGGGCCAGGGGGUUGAGCAGUGGGUUAAGUGCACAUGGCACAAAGAGCAAAGACAGGUGUAAGGAUCCCGGUUCAAGCCCCUGGCUUCCAACCUGCAGGGGGGUCGCUUCACCAAUGGUGAAGCAGGUCUGCAGGUGUCUAUUUUUCUUUCCCCCUCUCUGUCUUUCCCUCAGCAACAACAACAAUAACAAGGGGAACAAAAUGGGAAAAAAUAGCCUACAGGAGCAGUGGUCUGAUAGUGCAGGCACCGAGCCCCAGCAAUAACCCUGGAGGCAAAUAUAUAAUCAAGUUUGUUUUAUUUUUCCUGUUGUCAUUAAAAACAAGACUCUCAACCUAGUUAAGUUACCGAGUGACUCUCAGUUGUCUCCAGUUUACUUUCUGCCCCUGGAGAGAACCUUCCCAGGCUCCAGCACAUGCAGUCAGGACUCACAGUUCUGGCCAAUUUAUGUGACUGAAUAGCAAGCAGAAGAAAAGGCUUUCAAAUGCCCAUUAGGGCAAAGACUCAAUGAUACAUGCUUUGUUUUUCCUUAGAAGGGGCCACUUACAAGUUCAUACCACACAAACCAAAUCAGAGGCAGUGUUAAUAAUCACAGUGCUUUUGCUGUGCUGACAAAAAUGGUAGAACUGGAUGUAAUAAAAUGUUACCAACACCUGCCUUAUAGAUAACUUGAGAAUCCUACUCAUAUUCUUCACUAAUUCUUCAUGCAGUUUUUGACACUGAGUAGCAUCAAUUCAUUUCCAUGCUGUUUAGUUAUAAUGCCGAUGAGAAAAAAAAAUUCUGGCCAGAUUUUGAACAUUAGACCUAAUGCCACUAUAAGCCAUAGUUUCUAAGAACCUAUCAGUGGUGUAAAAUAAAGACUUGCUUUGUAUACAUCA
Molecule: messenger RNA, 6723 nt
Organism: Erinaceus europaeus (western European hedgehog)
Lineage: Eukaryota; Metazoa; Chordata; Mammalia; Eulipotyphla; Erinaceidae
Gene: TRMO
Product: tRNA methyltransferase O
Exons: 5
Coding region: 405-1742 (445 amino acids)
Source: RefSeq, a predicted model, not a curated record